UAAGCUCCCGAGCCCACAUCGGUGAUUAGAAGUACGGUGCGUGCAGGCUCUGUUUAGAGCUCUAUCAGCUGUGCGUGACGUCGAUGCAGCGCGCCCGCAGUCAGACUGAUGAUACGAACCAUGGAUAAUGCCCCACCUAGCAAAAGCAAGACAAGUUCCCUUUCUGGACCCAUUCAGGUAACAGAUGGCUUGUAUCUCAGCAAUGCAUCUGUAGCCAGCAAUUAUAUCUGCCUCACUGCACACCGCAUCACAUGUGUCAUCAGUGUCUACUUGGAAAACACUGAUCAUCAUUAUCCUAACUUUCAAUAUCUCCAUUUUCCAAUGAGCGAUACUCCUGAUACCUUCUUGUUUGAGCACUUUGAAAUCAUAUCAGACAAGAUUCGCAUUGUAGAAUCCAAUGGAGGACGUACAUUGCUUCAUUGUGCCGCAGGCAUUAGUAGAUCCCCAUCACUUUGCCUUGCCUACCUGAUGAAGAACAAUGGUUUGUCCUUACUGGCAGCACACACUUUGCUUAAAAAACGGAGACCAAUUAUUCGUCCCAACUAUGGCUUCUGGGAGCAACUCAUUCGCUACGAGAUGGAACUGUUUGGGAAGAACACAGUCCAAAUGGUAAACUCUCCAAUGGGACUCAUUCCAGAUAUUUAUGAAGAGGAAACAAAGAACAUGAUUCCAUUUUAAAAAUGUAGGCAAAUGGCAAAGAUUCAGACAGAUUAAAAUGUACUUGUCGUGGCUAUAAAGUAGCAUCAAAUGAAAGAGCUUUACAUUGCAUCUA
Pelobates fuscus (common spadefoot toad) is the source of this 772-nucleotide messenger RNA. RefSeq names its product dual specificity phosphatase 18 (gene DUSP18). Gene Ontology annotation, cellular component: cytoplasm. Lineage: Eukaryota; Metazoa; Chordata; Amphibia; Anura; Pelobatidae. The record is from RefSeq and is a predicted model, not a curated record. The coding region runs from base 109 to 678 and encodes 189 amino acids. The transcript has 2 exons. Gene Ontology annotation, biological process: peptidyl-tyrosine dephosphorylation. Gene Ontology annotation, molecular function: MAP kinase tyrosine/serine/threonine phosphatase activity; protein tyrosine phosphatase activity.